This is a messenger RNA of Melanotaenia boesemani (Boeseman's rainbowfish), 3936 nucleotides long. RefSeq names its product ubiquitin specific peptidase 44 (gene usp44). The record is from RefSeq and is a predicted model, not a curated record. Gene Ontology annotation, molecular function: zinc ion binding; cysteine-type deubiquitinase activity. NCBI's taxonomy places the organism in Eukaryota, Metazoa, Chordata, Actinopteri, Atheriniformes, Melanotaeniidae. The coding region runs from base 257 to 2500 and encodes 747 amino acids. Gene Ontology annotation, cellular component: cytoplasm. The transcript has 6 exons. Gene Ontology annotation, biological process: protein deubiquitination.
CAAGCCAACACCACGCGACAAGGACUGACAAGAUGGCGAUCAUUUUAGAAACAGAGGAGUUUCUGCCGUGAAGGAGAGGCUUGACAACACCACCAUGCCCUGGGAGGGUCCCAUUUCUCAACUCACCAUGGUUACCAUGGUGAUAUGAAGCCAGUGUUAAACCUUGACGGACACACUCAGCCUUACACACACACACAUACGUGUGUGUUAUUGACUGACACAGCCAGCCAGCCAGCUCGGCCGGCAGGUGUGUGUAAUGGACAGGUGUAAGCAUGUGGGGCGGCUGCGGCUGGCCCCAGACCACUCCAUCCUCAACCCCCAGAAGUGGCAUUGUGUUGAUUGCAACACCACAGAGUCUGUAUGGGCCUGUCUGGGCUGUGCACAUGUGGCGUGUGGCCGCUACAUCGAGGAACAUGCCCUACAGCACUUCCAGCAGCAGCGCCACCCACUGGCUAUGGAGGUUAAUGAACUUUAUGUUUUUUGUUACUUGUGUGAUGACUAUGUUCUGAAUGAUAACGCCACCGGAGACCUCAAGCUGCUUCGGAGCACGCUCAGUGCUAUCCAGAGCCAGAACUAUGAGGUUACAACCCGCAGUGGGCGCACCCUCCGCUCUUCUAGCGCCGCAUCAGAUACCCUCAUUCCGUGCGGCGCCAGCGAGUUGCAGCUUCGGGAUGAAGACAGAAUGUUUACUGCCUUGUGGCACCGCCGAAGGGCACUUAUGGGACGCAUCUUCCGCCUUUGGUUUGGCUUGACUGAGUGUGGAAAGAAGAGAGAGGAAGAAGAGAGAAAGAGGGAAGUGGAAGAAGAGCAGAAAAGGGAGGCCAGGGAGAGGAGGCGUGCUCUAAAGAGGCAGCUACAGGAGGAGUUGGAAAAUGCUCCUCUCAGGAAGAGUCGUCGGUUGCGUCGGGAAAGCCAGAAAGUUGCGGAUACGGCAAUCACAGCACAAACCUCUCAACGGGCACGCAAAAAGACCAAAACACGUGUGCCCCCUUCUCGAACCCACAGGCCACAAACUCGAAGCCGUGCCACUGCAACCUCAAAGAAAGCCAAACAAACAAAAAAGGCCCAACCAGCUUCCAAACCCCGGAACCGUUCCUCUACUGCCAAAUCAAGGCCCAAAACACCCUCAGCAACUCCUCGCAUUACCCAAACCCCUGUGCGUCGCAAGCAGAUUACCAAACAGGGUGGUUCACCCUUCAAACGGCAUCCCACAGUCACUCCUGGAGUGACUGGCUUGAGGAAUUUAGGAAACACCUGUUAUAUGAACUCCAUCCUGCAGGUGCUCAGUCACCUGCAUGUUUUCAGGGAGUGCUUUUUGCGUCUGGACCUGACCCAGGCACUGGAGCUGCUGGCAUCUGCUGUCCAUGGCCAGCUGGCAGGGAAGAUCUCAUCACAGCCCCCCCUGUCUCAAAGGAAAGGACUACAGACUAGCUCAGGCUCUGGUGCAGGGCUGAGUGGCGGGGCUUCACGGGCCCGCAGUAUGGAGCUGAUACAACCCAAAGAGCCCAGCUCAAAGCACAUCUCUCUCUGCCAUGAGCUGCACACCUUGUUCCAGGUAAUGUGGUCUGGCAAAUGGGCGCUGGUAUCGCCUUUUGCCAUGCUCCACUCGGUGUGGCAGCUGAUCCCUGCUUUCAGGGGCUACGCUCAGCAGGACGCACAGGAGUUCCUGUGCGAGCUGUUGGAUAAGGUGCAGCAUGAGCUGGAGAGCACCGGCAUGCACACAACCACUGCUGGCGUCCCACAGACGCAGAAACGACUCAUCAAGCAGGUGCUCAGCGUGGUCAACACCAUCUUUCAUGGUCAGCUCCUCAGCCAGGUGACAUGCCUGGCCUGUGACCAUCGUUCUAACACUGUGGAGCCUUUCUGGGAUUUGUCUCUGGAGUUUCCUGAGCGAUAUCACAGUAACAGCAGGGAAACGGCCGCUCAGGCUUCGUGCCAUUUGACAGAGAUGCUGGCGAAGUUCACGGAGACUGAAGCGCUGGAGGGAAACAUCUAUGCCUGUGACCAGUGUAACUCUGCCAGACGCCGGACCUCCUCCAAACCCCUCAUCCUGACCGAAGCACAGAAACAGCUGAUGGUCCACAAACUGCCUCAGGUCCUCAGGCUCCACCUUAAACGCUUCAGGUGGUCUGGCCGAAACCACCGGGAGAAAAUCGGAGUCCAUGUAAGCUUUGACCAACUUCUCAAUAUGGAGCCCUACUGCUGCAGCGAGCCCUCACCCAAAGGCGUGCCCUGUUCCAGUCCCAGCAGCCCCAGCUCUCCAGGUUCACCACGCCCAAAGCACUUCCUCUACGAACUCUCCGCUGUGGUGAUGCAUCAUGGGAAGGGUUUCGGUUCCGGCCACUACACUGCCUACUGCUAUAACACAGAAGGAGGCUUCUGGGUUCACUGUAAUGACUCUAAGCUGAAUGUGUGUUCAGUAGAUGAGGUCUGCCGAGCUCAGGCCUACAUCCUCUUCUACACACAACGAGUAACUCAGGACAAAGACCGGCCGCUAUAGGAUCACACACUCUGAACCCCUCUUGCACCUCCACUGCAUCCUGACCGCUCAGCGAGAGAACAUCAGCACAGCCCCAUCUUAUUGCUCUUUAUCUCUUCCCAUACUUUUUUUUUUUUUUUUCCUGGGAAGAUGGGACUUAGUCUAUUUUUCUAAAUAAGGUAAAAGAGAGUGGAAGGACUCCUUUGUAAACUUUGGUUCUGCUUUGUGAACUUCUUGUAUAUGGUGUUUAUAUGUAGGUAUUUUAAAAGAAAAGAAUUGUGAAGUGAUUUAUGUACAUUUGUAUUUUAUUAUGAAGAGAGUAUCAGCCAAGAUGUGUCUCAGUAGCAGCCAGCAAACCAGCCAGGCACGACCACAUACAUUUGAGUGUCCUCUACUGGUGUGCCGACCUGCGUCUGCUGGCUAGUUGAUUGUAAAUGCUGUUUGUUCAUUGAAAUCAGCUGAAAUGUUUCUCAGUCACUUUAGAUAGUUGACACAGACCUGGAUGUAGGGUUGGAACAUGACAGUGGCCACGUUUACUUGAGAGUUUUAAUUCCCCUUUAAUUCAGAAUAAAAAUUAAAUCCUCUUUAAAAUUACCUUGUAAACACCUAAUUCUGAAUGAAAAUGGCCGUUGUGAAUUAAACUUAAAUCUCAAGUAAGUGGCUGGUUUAUUCUGAUUUUAAAUCCAAAUUGAAUAAGUUCUCAAUCACGUAUAUGUUCAUUCCACUUUAAAUAAAUUCUGGUAGUUCUGCUCGUUCCCUUGUCCUGUCGCGAUGACUGUACGGUACUCUACCUCCCUUCUCCUCAGCUAACGAAAGUGAAGUAGUAUGCUAGUGUCGAGCUGCUGCUUCAAAACUAUAACUUUAAAUCGGAGCAAAAAUGGUUCUUAUGAUGUGGUCUUCCAUGUUGUAGACGAAAAGAAAAGUAGUAGAAACUGGAGUUUAUUUUCUUCUGGUAGACGUAAAUACGUCACAUCCGCCACCUGUCCAAUCAGAACCCUUCCCAAUCUUAAGUGGAAUUGAUUAAAAGUGUUUUCCAUAUUUACCUCAAUUCGGAAUGACUAUUUCCAUUUAAAUGUGAAGGAGAUUAUUCCGAAAUAUUUCAUUCUGAAAAAUUCCGAAUUAAAAAACACCAUGUAACUGUGGCCAGUCAGUAGGAAUGGCCUCCCUGUGCUCCAGACAACUAAAAGUUGUGAUAGAUUUUAAUGUCGUGGCCAAACUUUGGCCAUUUUCCUGCCAGAAAUGCACUAAUUUCUACAGAAUAGGUUGUGAGCAUUCUUGUAUCUGUUGGUGUUUAGAAAUCUGUACACAAGUAAGGCAAAGUUUUAUUUUUUUUACUCUGAAGCAGAACUCAAGCCAAAGGGGAAAAGUUUGGAAAAACCUCAGCAUUUCCAAAAAAAAAAAAAAAAACUGUUCAAAAAUUACUGAGGAGUUUUUGUUUUCUUCCCUCUUGUACUUAA